CGCUUGCGUGAGGAUUAGUCGGGCGGAAGUUGCUUUGAUUGCGGAAGUGUACAGAUGCUGUUGGUUGUAGGCGCAGCUUACUAACAAUUAGCCUUGGGGCCGUAAUUUGACCGUGUUUAUUAUCCACUUGUAUGUAGUUCUGUGGGAGCUUCGGGUUCAGGUUCACGGCUCGAUCAGUCUUACAGGUUGAGCCAUCGUGAUGGCCGAUCACACUGAUGUCAGCCUGCAGCCGGAGGAGCGUGUCCGCGCCCUGACCAAGAAGGGCAGCUCGGUGGAGAUUAAUGACGACAUGCCCCCACGCCGCUACUUCCGCUCAGGCAUGGAGAUGAUCCGCAUGGCUAACAUCUACACGGAGGAGGGCAACAUCGAGCAUGCCUUUGUCCUUUACAAUAAAUAUAUUACGCUCUUUAUAGAAAAACUUCCCAAGCAUCGGGAUUAUAAGACAGCCAACAUUCCUGAGAAAAAGGAUACACUAAAGAAACUGAAGGAUGUUGCGUUUCCUCAGGCUGAGAUUCUCAAAAAGGCUCUACUGAAAAGAUUUGAACAGGAAUAUGCUCAAUAUCUUGUCAAAAAGAAAGAGGAGGAGGAGGUGUUGGCGCGGCAGCAGUCCAAGCAGCGAGCGCUGGACGCAGAGCGGGAACGUGUGGCCGAGAUGCAGCGGCGGCAGCGGGAGCAGGAGCAGUUCAGUGCCUUUGAGGAGAUGAUCCGCCGCCAAGAGUUGGAGAAGGAGCGCCAACGAGUGCUUCUGGAGUUUGCCACUCCGGCUGAGCCUUCCUCUGACACACCCCUCAUCCCAGGCAUCCAGGGCCCCCCGUUAGUCUCCCCUACCUUUCCUCAGAUCCCAGGAGAACUGUCCAACCACCAACAUAACCGCCCUCCCACAUCCAUCGGCACACCCACCACCGGCCCGCCCAGCUUUGACCGCUCACUCAAGCCGGGGUCUCUGGUCAGCCCGGGUAAUAACAAUACAAUGGUGGAUGCCCUUCGGCAGUUGGCUGUUCCCGCUGAGUUGUGCCGGAGCUUUCUGAGGUUGGCUGAGGCCAACACAAGCAGAGCUGUAGAAACUUGUGGCAUCCUAUGUGGCAAACUGACCAGAAAUGCGUUUACUGUGACCCACGUCAUCGUACCAAAGCAGUGCGGCGGACCGGACUAUUGUGACACAGAAAACGAGGAGGAACUCUUCCUCAUGCAGGACCAGUAUGAUCUCAUCACACUCGGCUGGAUACAUACUCACCCCACACAGACAGCCUUCUUGUCCAGCGUAGACCUCCACACGCACUGCUCCUACCAGAUCAUGCUGCCAGAGGCCAUCGCUAUAGUCUGCUCGCCUAAAUUCAACGAAAUUGGCUACUUCAGAUUGACAGAUCGGGGAACAGAUGAGAUUUCCACAUGUAAACAGAAAGGGUUUCAUCCUCACAGCAAAGAGCCACCUCUAUUUACACACGCCGGACAUGUCACCAUCACUGAUGGCACCGUGUCCAUGAUGGAUUUGCGGUGAUCUCUUUCCUUUGUUUCACCAAAACACUCACAGACUGUUUCAUCAAGCUGGGGG
This is a messenger RNA of Haplochromis burtoni (Burton's mouthbrooder), 1552 nucleotides long. Its product is annotated as STAM-binding protein-like A. The record is from RefSeq and is a predicted model, not a curated record. The coding region runs from base 200 to 1498 and encodes 432 amino acids. Gene Ontology annotation, cellular component: endosome; cleavage furrow. NCBI's taxonomy places the organism in Eukaryota, Metazoa, Chordata, Actinopteri, Cichliformes, Cichlidae. The transcript has 10 exons. Gene Ontology annotation, molecular function: protein binding; metal-dependent deubiquitinase activity; K63-linked deubiquitinase activity. Gene Ontology annotation, biological process: protein K63-linked deubiquitination.